Messenger RNA from Fomitiporia mediterranea MF3/22, 360 nucleotides. RefSeq lists its product as uncharacterized. Bases 1 to 360 code for a protein of 119 amino acids. NCBI's taxonomy places the organism in Eukaryota, Fungi, Basidiomycota, Agaricomycetes, Hymenochaetales, Hymenochaetaceae. The record is from RefSeq and is a predicted model, not a curated record. The transcript has 3 exons.
AUGCCUAGGGAAGAUAGUAGGACUCGCACAUCUAAAGCUUCUGGAUCUAACCGAUUAUCCUCGAGUACUCGGGAUGACGAGUCUGAUUCGUCAACCCACGACAUCCCUUCUGACUAUGAGCUAUUUGACCGGGCUACUACUCCCAGGGACUACAUAGAAGACGACGAAAGUACAUUCUGGGAAAUAAAAGGCAUUGUCUCAGAGGAAGUGGACCUUUCAAAACGAACCAUCUAUCAAGUUGACUGGAGCCCCUGGAAGGACUAUGAUGGUACAUCAACUACUUGGGAAACUUACCUUGAAGGCCCAAAUACCAUCAUUGUUAAGACGAGACUACACGAGAGUAUGUCUCAGAUGAUAUAA